GGUUUUCGUUGUCUUAGCGAACAUUUAGUGUGUAUUUUGUUAGGGGUAAAGCAAGGCGCGGCCGAUAUUAUGUUCACGUUUUUAACUUUACGUUUACAGGCAAAAUAAACGAUUAGUUGCUGCAUAUUUUCUUUUGAGCGUUGUUCACGCAUUGUGAUCAAAAAGCUGCCUGUUGCUUUAUUUCCCGUAAAAAUAUAACGAAGUAAAAAUGUCGGCCAACGAUAUUUACUACUCGGACAAAUACUUUGAUGACAGAUACGAAUACAGACACGUCAUGUUGCCAAGAGAACUGAGCAAAUUGGUCCCCAAAUCUCACCUGAUGUCGGAAGCUGAAUGGAGAAGCUUGGGCGUUCAACAAAGCCAGGGGUGGAUCCAUUAUAUGAAACAUGAACCUGAACCUCACAUACUCCUUUUUCGACGUGAAGUGCCGAAUCAAAUCUGCUCAAAAUCAUAACAAACUUCCAACCCUAUUCAUAUUGUACUACUGAAGAUGUCCCUACAAAUAAGCAAGAUUAAGUACAACUUACCAAAAAACUGUCAUAUUAUCAGUUAUAAAAUGGUAUAUUUACAGCAGACCUUUUCCUAAUCUUCUGUAUUGGUAUGUAUAUACAGCUUUCUGUGAUUGUAAUUUUGCAUCUAACUUUCAAACCAGUUAAACAAUCAUCUCCCAAUAAGUUCUUCUCUUCACAUUCAUUGCCUUUCUUGGAAAUCUAGGAUUCAACGCUUUCUUUUGUACAAAGUAUUUCUGGCGUCAGUAAACUUUUUCAUUUCAAAAUAA
Molecule: messenger RNA, 778 nt
Organism: Ciona intestinalis (vase tunicate)
Lineage: Eukaryota; Metazoa; Chordata; Ascidiacea; Phlebobranchia; Cionidae
Source: RefSeq, a predicted model, not a curated record